Molecule: messenger RNA, 1146 nt
Organism: Thecamonas trahens ATCC 50062
Lineage: Eukaryota; Apusomonadida; Apusomonadidae
Exons: 2
Coding region: 1-1146 (381 amino acids)
Source: RefSeq, a predicted model, not a curated record
AUGGUCUCUGUCUGCUCGUUUGCAGCACUGCUGCGGCUGGCGGUGGUGGGCAUUGUCCUGGGCCUGGUAUGCGGCGGGAGUGAGGCUGCCAUUACAUCGUACAAUGCUACGCUGACCGUGUCCAAGGGCUCUUCGUGCGAUGUGCGUGUGGUCGAGGACAUCGAGUAUGUGUUCAGCACCAGCACAGGGACGGUCAAGUGGUACCCGGGUGCGGCGCCAGUGGGCGCGACGGCGACGCCGCUGAGCGACGGCGAGCGGGCAGAGCUGACGGAGGUCGACGGAGCAGCGGCACCGACGUUUGACGUUACCUUUACGCCGACCACCCGCAAGCGGCUGCGGUUCCAGUACACGUCGGCCGGCCCGCUGUCGGCGACGCUGUCAGAGAACAAGCUGGCGUGGAUGGCGGUGUCGCGGGCAUGGCCCGAGAUGAUCUCCAACGUGCAGACAACGGUCAUUGUGCAGAGUCUUUCGUCGCUGACCGACGUGACGGCCUCCCCGCCCGGACUGGAUCUCCAGGUUGUGGCUGCGGGCCUCGAGGCCAAGUACUCGCUCGGCGUCCUCGCCAUGGAGACAGGAGUCUCCAUCUCGAUGGAGUUUCCGGUUGUGGCCAAGUGCAAGGCUAUUCCGGUCUGGGUCUACAUUGUGAUUGCCAUUGCGGCGACGCUCACGAUCUGUGGCAUUGUGUUCUGCAUCUGGCGGUUCUGCUGCCGUCGGCCAUCGGACGGCUUUAUCUCGUCGUCGUCAGCAUCGUCGGCUUCGUCCAACUCAUCUGACGGCGGCGCAGCGCAGGCCAUGAUGGGAGGGCCAACCGCGAGCGCAGCCGAGGCCGGUAAGGUCGGCGGUGGCCCGGUGAUCCAGAACAACGGCGGCGCGCUGAUGUCGUACGAGGCCUCGGACGGCAAGUCGUUUGCCGGCAACGGCCAGCAGGCCAACGGCACCGGCCAGCCGCAGUUGAUGCACCAGUCAUCCAUGGGCGACAUGUACUCGAACGCCGAUCCGUACCUCUCGGUCGGCCCUCCGCCGGCGGUCGGCUACGACGUCGGCGGCGGCGGCGUCGAGAUGGCGUCACUCGGCCCUGGCCAGCCCACCUUUGACAACCCGGAUACCCAGGUUGAUGAUAUGAUCAAUGAGAUCUUCGAGGCAUGA